This is a messenger RNA of Tribolium castaneum (red flour beetle), 540 nucleotides long. Its product is annotated as macrophage migration inhibitory factor homolog. The record is from RefSeq and is a predicted model, not a curated record. NCBI's taxonomy places the organism in Eukaryota, Metazoa, Arthropoda, Insecta, Coleoptera, Tenebrionidae. Gene Ontology annotation, molecular function: phenylpyruvate tautomerase activity; cytokine activity. The transcript is spliced from 3 exons. Bases 123 to 482 code for a protein of 119 amino acids.
UCAAAUUUCCUCAACAAUACACUUUUUGUAUAAAUUCCCGCCCCCCCCUGGGAGGUCACCCAGAGGUCAAUUCUGACGUCCAUUUCUAGGUUAUAAAAACACCGCCAAUUUUUUUCCGCAAAAUGCCUCACUUUCGCGUUGAGACAAACGUGCCCCAGAGCAAAAUCCCGUCCGAUUUGCCUCAGAAAUUGUGCCAAGUUGUUUCAAAUUCCUUAUCAAAGCCACUCAAUUAUUGUGUGGCUACUGUGAUCGGAGACGUCCACAUGUCUUGGGGGGGCACCAGUGAGCCCGCCGCUCAAGCCACUCUGAUGAGCAUUGGCGCCUUGGGCGUGGAACCAAACAAAAAGCACGCCAAGGCUUUGUACGAAGUUGUGUGCAAGGAAUUGGGGGUUUCGAAGGACCGGAUGUAUAUUCACUUCGUGAACGCGCCGACUAGCGAUGUGGGGUACAAUGGGACCACUUUUCAUGAUAUUUUCGGGUGAUAAGUGAUAACGAAGCAAUGGUGUUUUGUUUUAUUUCAAAUAAAAAAAAUUAUUACAA